AUGGAAUUCAUCUUUGAUUUAAACAAGCAAGCGUUGAAUGAUCGCCUCGAACCUAUUCAAGCUUCUAAUAUUAGCAAUGUCCAAGAUGAAGUUCAAAUUAAUAGUUAUAAAUCAACAUUUGCAAUUAACAAUACGAACAAUCGUGUGAUUGAUCUUGAAGAUGAAUUAGGACUUCAUAUUACACCUGGAUUUAAUGAUACUGCACUGUAUUGGUCUCGUAUUCAAGUUAAGAAAGUACCAAUAAUAAAUGAGUUGUUGACACAACUCAUUACUAAUGAUGAAUCAACAUUAAGAUACUUGCAUGCCAAUGGAGUUUACUACGAUGAUGAAAAUGACAUAUUUUGCCCUGGUGGAACGCCAAUGGUUCUACGUCGUGCUGGUAGCCGUGGUCCUGUUUGGCGCUGUUGUGGGACGCGUAUUGUUAAUGAAACAGAGCGUACAGUAAUGCAAGUUCUUUAUUUCUGGCUGGCUUGGUGCAAUCGUAACCACAACCCUAUGUUCACAGGUAUCUCAACAAAAACGAUAUCUGGGAUCAUUUUGUUGGACUGGUACCAAAUGAUUCAGGAGGAUUUAAGUUGGACAGAUAUCUAA
Molecule: messenger RNA, 591 nt
Organism: Cokeromyces recurvatus
Lineage: Eukaryota; Fungi; Mucoromycota; Mucoromycetes; Mucorales; Mucoraceae
Exons: 3
Coding region: 1-591 (196 amino acids)
Source: RefSeq, a predicted model, not a curated record